GACCUAACCAGUACAUUCUUGUUACAUACCCAGUAAGUACCCAGUAAGUACCCAGUAAGUACCCAAUAAGUACCUGACCCAACCAGUACCCAGCAGGGACCCUGCAGCAUGUCCUCAGAGCUCCUCCAGCUGAUGGUUCUGCUCUGUGGUUCUGUUCAGUCCAGCGGAGCGGUCCGAAGCCCUGCGGUGUUCGGUGCCAUCACCUCCUACAUCAGAGAGGUCCUGGACGUGUUCGGGAUCGACCUGCUCCUCAGUCAGGAGGCCCAGGAGGUGUCCAGCGGUUCUGGAGGUCUGCAGUCUGUCGUGGAACAGCUGACCCAUUUCAGGAGCGAGGUCAGAUCGUUUGCUCUGAGCCGUCAGGGUGGUCCUGGCUGUGAGAAACCAGGACUUGACCCGGACCGGGCCCCCCUGCUCAGAGCCUGCGAUGCCCUCAGAGACGACCUGGCUCCUCUGGGAGUUCUGAUAAAGGACAGAGGAGCCUCGUCGACCUGGGAGAUCAGACCGGCUCAGACCAAACACAAGGUCCCCCAUGAAGACCAGGACCCAGCUGAGUCCACCUGAACCGUUCUGAUCCACUGAUUUAUAAACUGAACAUCACUGUGCUUCAGCAGAACCAUCUCUGCAGGAAGUGCUACAGCCAGCUGCUGCUGCUUUCAGCUUCAAAACACACAGAUGUAAUUUUAGUUUAAUAAAGAGUCAAACUGUUGUUUUUGUUCAU
Messenger RNA from Austrofundulus limnaeus, 718 nucleotides. RefSeq names its product probable cysteine--tRNA ligase, mitochondrial. NCBI's taxonomy places the organism in Eukaryota, Metazoa, Chordata, Actinopteri, Cyprinodontiformes, Rivulidae. Gene Ontology annotation, biological process: cysteinyl-tRNA aminoacylation. Gene Ontology annotation, molecular function: cysteine-tRNA ligase activity; ATP binding. The record is from RefSeq and is a predicted model, not a curated record. Gene Ontology annotation, cellular component: cytoplasm.